Pieris brassicae (large cabbage white) is the source of this 2312-nucleotide messenger RNA. Its product is annotated as MFS-type transporter SLC18B1-like. Gene Ontology annotation, molecular function: transmembrane transporter activity. NCBI's taxonomy places the organism in Eukaryota, Metazoa, Arthropoda, Insecta, Lepidoptera, Pieridae. Bases 116 to 1633 code for a protein of 505 amino acids. The transcript has 10 exons. The record is from RefSeq and is a predicted model, not a curated record. Gene Ontology annotation, biological process: transmembrane transport.
UCGUCCACUCAGUAAAUUGAUGGCCUCAAGAAAAUUGACACGCCCGGGUCUUCAUUAAAUCAUUUGUGUUUAAGUGAUAUUUUUAAGUUAUGACAGUGAUUUUUUAAAUUUCGAAAUGCGUUUUCAAUUCACGAGACGGCAGUGGUCCACAAUUAUUGUUAUUUCAAUUGCAGAUUUUUGUAAUGCUAUCUGUGUUGCUUUACAGGCGCCAUUCUUUCCUCAGGAGGCAGAAAACAAAGGAUGUACGGCAACAGAAUAUGGACUUGUAUUUGGAGUGUUCGAGCUUGUGGUUUUCAUCAUCAGUCCCUUUUAUGGAGCUCAUUUGAACAGGCUUGGACCUAAAGUAGUCUUCAACGCCGGUAUACUGACUACCUCAACAUGUGCUAUACUAUUUGGGUUCCUAGACAAGGUGGACGGCCACGUACCAUUCGUGACUCUAGCAUUCGCAAUACGCAUAGUAGAGGCUUUGGGUAAUGCGGCGUUUUUGACAGCUUCCUUUGCCAUCAUUGCCAAGGAGUUCCCUAAUAAUGUGGCUACUAUGUUUGCAUCCUUGGAAACAUUUUUUGGUCUCGGAUUAAUCGCUGGUCCAAUGAUAGGAGGCGCCCUCUAUGGCAUUGGGGGUUACUCUCUGCCCUUUGCCGUACUUGGAGCCACGCUCUUUUGCACAGCAUUGUUAUGCUACAUCACCUUACCAAAGUCCUCCGACGAUGAAGAUUAUAAGCAUUCAGGGCCGUCGAUGCUCACUCUUCUCCGAGUACCUGGAGUUCUGAUAGCGUCCUUAAGUAUAAUAUCAACCAGUAUGAGUAUUGGGUUCCUUCAAGCGACGUUAGAACCUCAUUUUCGACAAGUUCAUUUCAACUUCUCUCCAGUAGUUUUGGGUUUAAUAUUCGUGAUCAAUGGGGGUUUUUAUGCGGUAUCUGCACCAGCGUGGGGUUGGUUAUGCGACCAUCCCGCGGUUAAACCCAAAUAUAUAACCAGUAUUGGGCACAUGUUUGUGGUGGCCGCUUUCUUGUUAAUUGGCCCAGCGCCGUUCUUUGAUAUGCCAACAAUAUUGUGGGUGACAGUUUUGGGUCUAGUGCUCCACGGGCUUGGAAUGGGAAGUCUCCUAGUGUCGUCUUUCUCAGACGCCUUAAGUACUGCUAUUUCAAAUGGCUUCCCAAACUCAAUAGAAACGUAUGGGUUAGUUUCUGGUUUGUGGACCUCGACUUUCGCCCUCGGAGCCUUUAUUGGUCCAACUGUGUCUGGAGUACUUUUUGAUUCCAUUGGAUUCAGAAGUAGCACAGCGUUCAUCGUAAUACUACAUAUCAUUGUUACGUUAAUGGUACUGGUGUACAUGUGGACCUGUGACCGCUCGAAGAUGGAUCUCUCAGUAUCCGCUGGAGACCUUUUGCAAAUGGAUGGGACUCUGGACAAGGGUGUGCUUACUGGGGAGGACUUUAUACCCGCUUCAAGACCUAAAAGCCGUCGCUAUGGCAUAAGCCUGGAGCGAUCUCGGCCUCCAGCGAUGAACAGUCUUAUCGCCUGUUCGAGUUAUAAGAACCGUCGUAGCCCCUGGAGUCAGCGUACUCCACGGUACAGGCCUUCGUAUGGCAGCUUGGAUACGAGGUUCAGAGGCACUGUGUCUAUUACAUAGGGCACUUAACCAUUUCCCGGUUAUUAAAAUGAAGCCGUAAAAUGUUCUUCCUAUACAAAGAUUACUUUAAGCUUGAAGCAUUUAUUUUCAACUAUUAGGAAAUUAAAAAUAUACUUUGAAUGAUGUUAUUCAAUGUUUGUGCAUUUAUGUUGCAUUAUAUAUGAGUUGAAUGCAUUUAAAAUUGCUUUUAAUAAGAGGCGUAUUUUUUUUUAAAAUAAAUUGUUCGUUAAAAGUAGCUACUAGCUAGUACGCUAAAUCGUCGCUUUAAAACUAAUAAUGUACAAAAAUAUUCUAUUACUAAAUAUUGUGUAGAAAAUAAAUAAUACAUAUAUAUACAAACUAAAUAUGUAUUACAAAUAGUUCUUAUACUAUAAACACUAAAUCCAAAGUUACUAGUUUUUAAAUAUUUUGCUUUAUAUAAUUGCUCAAUAAAAUAGUAAGGCGUUUUAAUUUGUGAUGUGUAUUUUGCAAGUAAAAUAUAUUCGAUGUAAAAUAUUUUAAUGUCACAUUUGAGAAUAAAAUAAAAUAGAAAUGAAAGAAAAAAAAGUUGGAAAGCCAAUAUUAUAGCAACAAAAAUUAUAAUUGAGACUCUCCUGAUUUCUAUUUCCGGAGAAAUAAUUUAUUUUAGAUGUUAUCACUUACCUAUAUAGAAUAAAUCUUAAUUAUAUACAGAAUCUAC